UCGUCAAACGCAAAGUGAGGAUCCCCUCCGAUCCCCUCCACGCCAGAGAGCAUCGGCAUGAAUCAAAAUUGUAACUAAUCAUCACAGAUUAAACAUGUGUAGCCUGCUCCUCACGCUGUGCAGCUUUAGGUAAGACUGACAGUGAGGUAGGGAAGUAGUUUGGGAGUUAAAACUCAGUACAGGCUACGUCAUCACUCGUUACUUUCACUUUGCUUGAGCUCCUCUGUUUACAAACAGCGUGCCACAGCCAAAAGCAGGUGUUUGCAGUGAUGCAAGUGGCAGUGCAAGAAAUCAACAUCUCCUCAGAGCCUGAGUGCCAAUGUACCUACUUCCUGCGGGUGGACUGGGAGGGGCAGGACCUAGGAUCAGGGUUCCAGUUGCUGCUGACUGAUGGACAGGAUGCCUGGAGAGGAGAAGUGAGUGAGGCGGCAGUGUGUAGUGAGGCUGAGGAGUUGGAGAUGCAGAAGGAGAGGUACAUCCAAGACCUUCACCAGGCUCUGACCGGGACAGAAUCCUCCGUCACUUACAGCUUCAUCCUGACGCCCUGUCCGCCAAGCUCCAGCUCCAGUAUCACCCUCGCCUACGAGAAGGUGCAGAGGGACAUCUCUUUCAGGUUGGGUUCUGUUUUGCUGAACGCAGUCCCAGAGCCAGCGGAGACUGUGAGGGAGUUACUCAUGCACAGUCUGAAGAAGGGGAAAACACUGCAGCGCCACAACCAGAAACUCCAGGAGGAGAACCAGAGACUCCAAAGCGAGCAACAGCACAUCACCGCAGAGCUGAAGCGCUAUGCAGUUGGUAAGGAGGUCCUCGAGGCAGAGCUGUACUCGCGGUUUGUCCUCGUCCUCAACGAGAAGAAAGCUAAGAUUCGCAGUCUACAGGAAGCUGCCACACGCCUACAAGAAGCCAGGAGCUUGGAAGGGCAAAAGAAGAAAGAUCCAGAACGAUCCCGUCAAACACCAGGGGAGGAGAGGGUGGUUCAAGAGGAUGAGUAUGGAGGCAGUACUGAUGAAGAGCCUCAGGGAGCCCAGGCUGCCCCUGCCCCAACAUUACCGUCCAGGGGUAAGGACACUGAAGAAUCCCACAGCCCAAGUCCAUUGGGUGACAGCCUGAGUGACAUUACAGAUGUUGCACCAUGUCGCAAGAGGCGCAUUCGUCAGCUCAGGGCCCCGGAGUCCGUGGCUAAGCGAGCAAACCCACAGACAUCCCAGAGAAAAAGGAGUGACUCCCCUGUGGUGGCCAGCACAGCAGCCAAUAAGCAGCAGACACCCCAGCGCUCCACAGAUGCUGCGGCAACACACCCAACUACAGACGACCUGUUUGAGGACUUUUGACCCUUUACUUCCCAGCUAUCUCUUUGAACAACUGUCCCAUACAGAGACAUUGAUUUAUACUGUAAAAUUAUUUUUAUAAUAAAUUAUCUUCAGUACUUGACCUGCUUCUGGAAAACUUUGGGUCAUAAUAACAUUUUAAUUAACAAGUUUAAAAAAAAAAAAAAAUGAUGUAAACCCAUAGUUCUCCAGAAUCACUGAAGACAAAUAGGAAUAUUAUAGGACAAAUAGGAAGUAUUUUUAUCCCAUUGUUUGUUGAUAGUCUAUAUUUUGCAACAAGCUUUUAUGAAUUUAGUGCUGUAUUUAAACUGAAUGGAUGAGUCCUUUUUUUUAUUAUUGUGAUACUGCUUCUUGGCUGUGAUGACUAAUAAAAAGUGUAAACUCGA
Messenger RNA from Myripristis murdjan (pinecone soldierfish), 1714 nucleotides. RefSeq names its product X-ray repair complementing defective repair in Chinese hamster cells 4 (gene xrcc4). Gene Ontology annotation, biological process: double-strand break repair via nonhomologous end joining; response to X-ray; positive regulation of ligase activity. Gene Ontology annotation, cellular component: nucleus; DNA ligase IV complex; DNA-dependent protein kinase-DNA ligase 4 complex. The record is from RefSeq and is a predicted model, not a curated record. The transcript is spliced from 8 exons. Bases 270 to 1331 code for a protein of 353 amino acids. Gene Ontology annotation, molecular function: DNA binding. Lineage: Eukaryota; Metazoa; Chordata; Actinopteri; Holocentriformes; Holocentridae.